Messenger RNA from Schistosoma turkestanicum, 1872 nucleotides. The record is from the annotation of a GenBank genome assembly. Lineage: Eukaryota; Metazoa; Platyhelminthes; Trematoda; Strigeidida; Schistosomatidae.
CAAAAUUCAUCAUUUGCGCUACUGCUCUUGCACAGCCUGCAAUUGUGAUAUAUGAAAAGUAAAAGACCAGAUAGAGACUUUUACCAUCAUCCACGGUACAGAUUAGCCGCUGAAGACCAUGGAGAUUCCCGUAAUGUCAGAGUUACCCGAACUGUUCCUGUAGCUGCAGAACCACCUAGCUACCAUAGAGAUGGGAUUAAUUCAUUGCUUGAACACCAUCCCUCACAAAAAUCUUUUAGUAAUGAGACGAAAAACGGUCGCCGUCUCCAGGAUCGUGAAAACACGAAUAAACUAAGAUCUGAUAAUCACUCUUCUGCGUCGGGUUUAGUUCCGAGACCUGCAGACGCCAACACAAAACCACUUAUUACUGCACCACCCCAGUUUAACAGUUCAAGAUCUGUAACUAGUAAUAAGCAGUAUUCUUCCAAACCAAGGCAGGAAUCUUUUGCCCCAAAUGAUGAUGUACAGAAUUCACGUUCACUCAGAAAUACCACUGUAAAUUCGACACCAGAAAAUUCUACGGAAAAACAUGGCGGACUUAUCCUUUUACCAAAAGAUGUGGACAUAUUUCAACAGAAUACUCAAAGCUCCAGGAAUCCUCGGCGUGAACCAGUUCGUUCUGAUUCGUCCAAACCAGUUGUUGUUGUCCGUCCGAGCUUCUCUAAUCCAUACAUUCAUCCUAAAACUACCAGCACCAGAUUAGAUUCACAAGGAGUUGACGAGUCAAAAUGUACCAGUCAAUGUAAACAGAGAUCAGACAAUGAUAUGAGUUCACACAAUUUUGCCAACGAUACAUCUUCCGAAUCAUCUGCUACUGCUGUUUUACCGGUCCCAUGGACUGAUGCUGCAAAAGCUGCAUUCUAUCAGUUUUUCAAAACUCAAACAAAAUUCAAUCCAUCUUCACCUCUUCAAACUGAAAGACAAUCGUCAAUACACCAUGUCGGUAAUCAACCUAAUUGUUUGUCUCCAGGAUCAACAGUUGUACAGCCUCCAAAUGAAACAAUCGCAUCAACUAUGCAACAAAUUGUUCAACUUGAUGCUACUCUAUCAGCUUUACUUAUUCCACCUGGUUUGUGCGCACAAUCCAUGGUGUUAUUUGAACCAUUACAGUCGGAUCCGGAAUUAGGCAGAGAAUGGACUGAAUGUGAAGCAUUAUUUUUACGUUGGUGGGGUACAGUGAAACGAUUACGUGAAAGUUUAUUUUUAUUAUUUGAAAGUGUCAUAGUUGCAGAUUUGGAUUUUUGUAAUACAGCACAUGUUGAACAAGGUAUGUGGAAGUCGGUAUUUUAUACUGUUUUGGAAUCAUUACGUUCAUGGAUUGAAAAUCCACAAUCUACACAGUUAAUUCCUAAAACAGUUAAAGAUCCUGAGACAAUAAAACUUCUUCAAAGUCAGUUAGUGAAUCUUAUACAAAAAAUUUGCCUCUCUGAAGUGAUCGAUUCUGGAUCGAAUCAAUUAACUUGUCUACUUGAACGUAUACAAAAUAUACAUCAUAUUCAACUUGCUCCAUUACUGUCAGAUGGUAGACCACCGCCUGAAACUAAAUCACGUACUCGACGCUUAGUUUAUUUAAGUGCUCAAAAAUUAAUGUUAUUUCUUGGUGAUUUAGCUCGUUAUAGAGAAACUUUACUUGGUGAACGUAAUUUCGGUAAAGCACGAAAUUGGUAUCAAAAAGCUCAAUUGUUAGUGCCGAAAAAUGGACGUUCAUAUAAUCAAUUAGCUGUUUUAGCUUUGUAUACUUCUAGGCAUUUAGAUGCAAUGUUCUAUUAUAUGCGUACUCUUGCUGCGAGUAAUCCAUUUGCAACAGCAUCACAAAGUUUAGCAGCUUUAUUUAAUGAAAUACGACCACGUGCUCAAAAUAUGAUUAUGCAA